Messenger RNA from Necator americanus (New World hookworm), 429 nucleotides. RefSeq lists its product as uncharacterized. The transcript is spliced from 4 exons. The coding region runs from base 1 to 429 and encodes 142 amino acids. Lineage: Eukaryota; Metazoa; Nematoda; Chromadorea; Rhabditida; Ancylostomatidae. The record is from RefSeq and is a predicted model, not a curated record. Gene Ontology annotation, cellular component: mitochondrion; mitochondrial intermembrane space. Gene Ontology annotation, biological process: mitochondrial respiratory chain complex II assembly; succinate metabolic process.
AUGUCUGCGCGGAAAGCUGUGAAAGCUUUAGCGCGGCCUGAACGAUAUCCACUUUAUUUAUACAAGCGGAUUCUAAGGCUUCAUUAUGGACUUCCUCCACCAGCGCGAUUAAUGGGAGAUACGUACGUGAAAGACGAGUUUCGACGGCAUAAAAAUGCAAGCCCUGAACACACUGCGAUUUUUAUCAACGAGUGGACAAACUACUGUGUGACUUUAUCAAAACAACUGUCUUCAUCCGGAAUUGCAAAAGGAUUUAUUGGCAAGGACUUGGAGCCAGAAAAGCUUGAAAUUUUUGCCCACGAACAAUUGCGACAGCUACUGGAUCUCAAAAUAGAGUCAGAACGAAUGGCGAAGGGCGAAUGUUCGUCAAAGUCUGGCUCGGAUGCGAACAGCGAGGGAUUCACCUCAAACCCAGAUAGUAAAAACUAA